AUGACAACGCAAGAUGAUGCCUUAUUUUUUACAAAUGCAAUGAAGAAUUCAGGAAGACUGACAAGCAAGCAAGCCGACGACAAUGAUAGACGGAAAAGAAUGACCCAACAGCGUCAAGCUCUUUCGAGCAGGAUUCGAAAACAAAAGAAAUCCGAAUACCUUGCCAACAAAAGGAGCAUAGGACACUUGACAAGCACGCCCUACAGCCCAUCCAAGGGCUUCACCAGUGAUGUAAUGAAAUUAUACAUUCGGAAUCCAUCCGUGGGCACUCUACAAGCUGUUUUUCAGUCUCUACCUGCAACAGCAGAGAAAUUAAAAGCAGAGGCCAGCAAGCCUUUGCUGUUUUUUUCAACCAACGAAGAAGAGAUCGCAGAAAAAUUUGUCGUGAAGCUGGGAACUCAUGCUGCUCCUUAUAGAACACAGCACUCUUUGUGCCUGAACAUACUGCAAAAGCUAUCUGCGAUCUCGUCUACCUCGAUCUUUUUGGAAGAAGACUACUACGGAAAUUCAUGCAGUUGGAGUGUCUUGAUCGCGGACGAAGCAAGCCUCGUUUCGUUGGUGAUGGACAAUGUUGGGAAGUACGAGUCCUGCCUUUUGGUUUUGGGAAAUCUAGCGAGUGAUCCAUCUUCUCACGUUUGUCCAAAAUUGAGACAAGCUGGAUUGGUUGAUACACUUGUGUCCUGCAUUCAACAACCGACAGCAGCAUGGGCUUUGACCAAUGCAAUUCGGCACGAUUCAAGUGCCUAUGCAUCAGAAUACUGCGCGGAAAACUUGUUAUCAGCUUCUAUGCUAGAAUCCAUGCUUCAGUCUAAUUCAGUGGCAACUCAAGCUGCCUGGAUGGCGGCUUCAAUUUUGGAUCGCGAAAAAGAAACAGUUCAGUACUUGGUGUCACAUCCAUCAUUUUGCAACACCUUGGUCUCGCUAAUACAGCGUCCCAAUGCCCCCAACCAACUGGUCCCAUUAUUACAAUCGUUGGGUUCUAUUGCAAGCUAUGAAGCUAAUGUACCAAUUUUGCUUGGGAUACCUUCUUUCUUGCCUACUAUUGUCGAGCUUUUGCAACCUCCCCUAAGCGACAGGGAAGUCUUCCAAAAGACUGUUUGGCUUGCAGGCUGUCUACUAGUUGAUUCGAGAUUGGAAAACCACCCUUCUUCAAUACAGGCCACUCCUGCUUUGGUUCCGACCCUUUUCGAAUAUAUGCGCUCUGAAUUAUUAUCAUCAACCGAGAAGCAGGAUGUUGGAUUCGCCCUUUUGAAUGCCAUGGACGUACCACCAUCUUGUGACUUAAAGCCCAACAUGUCAUACAUGCCAUUCUUUUUGCCGGAUCCACCUAUAGUGAAGGGAGCGAUUCUAAACGGAAUCGUUGGUUUAGUCAAAUCAUCGGAUGCUGAUGCUGCAGUCACAGGAGUCCAUAUAUUGCGAUUGUUGCUUCGACAAGAAGGAGAUUUCUUUAUGGAGACAUUGGAAGAAGCAAAUGUCCAGUCGGCGCUGGAGGCGUUAUGCAACUCUGAUGUAGAUUUUGAGACGUCUGAAGUGGCAGCUGAUAUCCUUGAUGACUUCUUCUAUUUGCACGAGCUUGAAGACGAUGUGAACAUGGCCCCAACCAGAAAGAACGAUGGCACGCUUGCAUUUGGUCUACCCGAUUUUACAAUGAGUCCAAGUGGCGGAGAGCCCCAUUUGGGAAUGGGGCGAGGAAGGGGGGCUGUCAUGCCAUCUUGGAUGACGAAAACUUAA
Molecule: messenger RNA, 1731 nt
Organism: Cylindrotheca closterium
Lineage: Eukaryota; Bacillariophyta; Bacillariophyceae; Bacillariales; Bacillariaceae
Source: the annotation of a GenBank genome assembly